Molecule: messenger RNA, 528 nt
Organism: Colletotrichum truncatum
Lineage: Eukaryota; Fungi; Ascomycota; Sordariomycetes; Glomerellales; Glomerellaceae
Source: RefSeq, a predicted model, not a curated record
AUGAAGCUCUUAUUCGUCACAAUCAUCGUAGCUUCAGCCUCUGCUGUGCAGAGCGCCAUUACCUGGACGCUGGAAAAGGCGGCAAACCCAUCAGCCGACCAAAACGAAGCCUACAAAAAGAUUGAGGCGGCCAUGAAAGCAGCCGCCGCGAGACACGAAAAAAUAGGCAACGCCAACAAGUCGGUCAAGGUCUUCUAUACACCCGGCGUGCCCACGGCAGAGGCGAGCUCUAACGGCGACGUACGCUUCGGUUCGGACCGCUCCUUCAUGACCGAGCGGACGGCGCUUCACGAAAUCUCACACACGCUUGGCGUCGGCAUGACAUCCGCCUUUAAUUCCAUGUGUUCGUCCGGCGAUUGGAAAACGGCAUGGCCAUUACUCAAGUCUUGGGACGGCGAUGACGCGAAGAUCAGCUGCGGCGGCCAACAUUUUUGGCCGUACGGUCUGAACUACGAGAAGGAAUGGACUGAAACCACUGCAGACCGCCAUGUUAAAAUGGUCAACGCCAUGAUUGCUGAUGGCAUGUGA